AUGGGUAAGCUGGACAAGCUCACGCGAGUGGAGGCCGAUCUAGUUGGGGCUGAGACGCUGACCGAGUCCAAACGAACUGGUCGGGUUGUGGAUGGAAUGUCAGCGACGGUCACCUCUACCCAUGCCACCGUGGUAGAAACGGGCAUGACAGUCAACCAAGUGAAUGUGCGCGUCAAUGAGGUGCAGGAGAUGCUUGGCACCUUGCUGGUUUCGGUCAAGGAGAACAAGCAGGAAAGCACUGAGGAUCGUGAGAAGGCACUGCAAGAACAUGUCAGCAAGACUCUCCGGCCAUCAAAGACUGAUUAUGCUCAGGACUGGUAUGAUAAGAUCAAUAAGGCUCGUAUACCGGGAACCGGAGAUUGGGUUAGAGAUGAGCGUAUCUUCAACGAGUGGCAUGACAAGCAUAUGCCAGUUAUGUUUAUAUCAGGCAAUCCUGGAGCUGGAAAGUCAUACAUCGUGGCCAAUAUGAUCAACCGUCUUCACGAAUUGCAUCCUCAGGGCGUUCAAAACACGUCGCUUACGUCUGUAGGAUUUUUCUUUUUCAAGGACGACAAUCCGGGCACGAGGUCAUUCCACCAGGCUCUGCGAGACCUCGCCUUGCAAAUCAGCAAAAACGAUCCUGUGUAUUUGAAACACCUCGCCACUAUUGCAAAUUACGAGAUGAUUAGCACACUCGAGAGCGCAUGGAGACUCCUGUUUGUCGAUUACUUCGUUAAAAAGCCCAACGCCGACAGCGACGUGUAUAUACUAUUAGAUGGCGUGGAUGAAGCAUUCGACGAAGAGCGGAGGACAUUCUUCAGUUUGGCAAAAGACCUAUACGACUCUGCUGAGAAGUCACACCUGCAGCUUGCUGUUAUUGGUCGACCUCACAUAAGCGACCAGUUGCUGGAAGGUCUAGAGCUGGAGGUACCAACAAUUCAUGUCACGACGCAAAAGAACUCUAGAGAUAUAAACCAGUACAUCCAUGCCAGCAUCAAGAAGUCGGUGGUUCUCCGAAGAGUGUCAGCAAAAUUACGUCAGGAGAUCGUCGAAAAGCUAUCGGCGAGAGCAGAGGGCAUGUUCCUCUGGGUGAACCUCAUGCUACAAGAGCUGGUCAAGAAACGAAACGAGUCAAGUAUGCGGAAGGCGCUGGACCAAGCGCCCAAGGGUCUCAAAGAAAUGCUCCGCCACGUUCUCCUGAGCUUUUCUACUAGCUCUAAUGAGGAGGAGCUUGAGUUUCUUAAUGAGAUAUUGCUUUGGGUUACGUGUUCGAGGCAGCCCUUGACUUUAGCCGAGGUUGAGUCCAUACUCAAGCUGAAAUCACCAGAAGGGGAUGGUAUGAUCUAUCCAGAAGGAGCAUUGCGGCGCCAAUUUGCCUCCUUCUUCAGCCUGAACCGAGAGGAUGGACUCACCACAGCGGAAUUGCAAAUCAUGUCCACAAACAGGAACGGUUUGGAUGAAUCUGACGAGGAAGGAGAAGGUAGAAAUGCUGAUGAGGACGCCUUUGAGGAUGUUGAGAACUUUACGGAUUUUGAUUCUCACAAAGAGACAACGACAGUCACUUUCUGCCACGCAUCCAUUGGCGAUUUCUUCCGUGAUCAGACGGAAGGGAAGGUUUCCGAUGAGGAAAGCCAUGUCCCUGUGGGUGUCGAUUAUCUGCAUGCAAAGGCGCACGUACUCAAGACCUUCCUGAGAAUCUUUACCGAUAAGGAGUUCGCAAAAAAGGCGGACGAUGGUGAGCAUAUGCUCCGUCAUGCAGCCGAAAAUUGGGUUCAUCAUCUCCUUACCACGCAUGCGUCCGACUGUUCUCUUGAGGAUAGACGCGAUAUUGCUAAAAUGCUGCUGGUGGCGCUUACAUCCGAGGAAUCGAUCACUGGGUGGAUAGGCUAUCGGGGCUGGGUGUCGACGGAGGCGAAUAUUCGAGCCAUCCGACAGUGGUGGGAAGAUGAAGAAGUUCUGGAGUCCCUAACGCCGGAUGAACAGGAGUUCAUCUCCUCGACCAAGGAAGAUCCCAUCACUACAUUAAAGCCGGUUGUCAUGUUGUGCACGAAGAAAUAUGUCGCAGACGAUAUGUGGUUGGCUGCUCCUGUUGCUGCUGUGGUGUGGAGCUACCAGAGUCUUAUGAAAGGUAAAGAGGUCAACUUCAUCGAAAUGUUUGACCCAACGGCGGAGGAAAUCAUUGCUGCUGCUGAGUUUGGAGAUUUUGAAAAGAAUGCGCUUUGGUAUCGCAGGUGUGCCAUCGUCCUGCGCCAAUUAGAAUAUUUUGAUCAGGCAUUGGAUUACUUCUCUAAAGCAGUGGAACUGGCGCCUGACAUGUGGCUGUGCAAAGCUGGCAUGGCCAUCGUAUAUUCAAUGAAAAAGGAAUGGCAGAAGGCCAUUGACCUUGACGAGGAAGUCGUACAGACCUUAUCAGCACAGAUUGAAGCAAAUGAGGAAGACUCGGGACUCAGAGCGAGUAUCCACACGAGUCUAGAACGCCUUGGCGACUCCUAUCAGCAGCUUGGGAAUCUAGAAAAGCGAUUUGAGGCAUAUAAGAGGGCACAGGCACUAACCCCCUAUUGCAACACGUGUAUCAAUGUGCUUCUCGAGCAUUAUGGCACAAAGCACGAUCAUGAAGCCACCAUAGACUUGCUCCAGACCUUAGCCGACACACCGGUUCCGGACGAAGACUUUUCAAGGUUGACACAGUCGUUGUGGGACAACCCCGAAGAAGACACGCGUUACUUUGUGCUCGCUGCAGAUGCGGCAUUGGCUACCGAUAACCUCGAUUUCAUGGUGGAGUCAUGGCGUACUGCAGCCCGCGCAGCUAGGAAGGCCUCUAAGACGGUGACAGCCACCCAGCUCGACAUGUCCCUUGCUCGAAUCUACAGUGAGUUCCUUCAUGACCAGGCAAAGGCAGUCAAGCGUUGGGAGAGGAUCAUGAAUACAUACGCCUCGUCGAAGGAUGAAACUGUGGUUGGAUUCGCAAAGCUGAAGGCCUCCUUUGAAUUGGCAAAACAGUUUCUCUGUGACGCGGUUGAGGCAGGAAUCGGAACCCCACAGGCGGAAGAAGCCGGAGCGAAGCUCGAGAAGCUUUGCAAACAGGUUAAGCUAAACGAUGAAUCUGUGCUUUGGACUGUUUCCAGUAUGCGUGCCAUUUGCCUAGGUAUCUACUACCGCCUGAGCGGGCGUGAAGCGGAAGCUCGGGCUCUUUUCAAACCAUCCAUCAAACGGGGAAUUGCGAUUCUGUCUGAUGAUGAUCCUGAGAACGAUAUGUUGGGAUUCUUGGACCUCCUGAAUGCCUUAGUGGCGGCUGGCGAUGUCAAAAAUGUGACCGCAGCGGCGUACCAUGAAGUCUUUGGGAAAUAUAAUGCGGACGAUCCAGAGGGGGCAACGGACAAUGAAAGCCCUGGCGACGAGGACUCCAACUGGCUGACCUGUGAUGGACCCUGUCGGAAAGAACUUCCUACGCUUGAUGAUUCCUACCAGUGCCCCAUCUGUCUAGAUACCGCAUUCUGUCCAAGCUGUGUCAGGCUGCUGGAAGAUGGGACGAUGGGUAUCAGAAAGUGCAAUCCCAAACAUGUCAAGGACUUCAUUUAUGUUCCCCCACGACCUAAGAACGUAACAUCAGGAAAGAUGCUGGUGGAUGGGCAGGAGAUAGACUUUGAAGUUUGGAAACAGGGGUUGAAGAAGGAAUGGGGCAUUUAG
This is a messenger RNA of Aspergillus oryzae RIB40, 3666 nucleotides long. RefSeq lists its product as uncharacterized. Gene Ontology annotation, molecular function: protein binding. NCBI's taxonomy places the organism in Eukaryota, Fungi, Ascomycota, Eurotiomycetes, Eurotiales, Aspergillaceae. The record is from RefSeq and is a predicted model, not a curated record. The coding region runs from base 1 to 3666 and encodes 1221 amino acids. The transcript has a single exon.